GGUCCGCGUUGCCAACUAAACUAAGCGAACUCACAAAUAAUUGUAAAUAAAUGCAUUAUUUUGGGGAGAUCGCGAGCUGAGCCAUGUCCCCGGCGUACGACCUUGACCGCUCCGAUGAGGCGUACCACCCCCUGGACAGCGGCAAGGACGCCGGUGCUCCGAACUGCACAUCAUCCUCCGCCCAAAUCCGCCACCCGAUGGGAUUACGGACGUCCUGGAUGCGCCAGUUUCGUCGCUACAAACUGCCUGUGGUGCUCCUCAUGCUCCUGCUUCUCGUAUCCUGUUUGGCGUACCGAAUCCUCAGCGCUGAACAAGAUGCCCCACCUUUGGAUCUUCAUCGCAGCUCACCGCUUUUGGAUGCCUACGAGGAUUUCAGUGCCAUGAGAGCAGGAGAUCUAAAAAUGCGCAUCGAGGAGAUGGUUAGAAUCAAAAGCACCGUGUCCGUGGAGCUCCGCGAAUUGGAAUCCCGUCGACAAAAGCUGCAAUCGGACAUCAGCCAGUACAACCAGAAGAUUGAGGAGCUGAAACAGGAGCUCCUGAGGGAGCAAACGGAAUUGGAGCGCCUAAAGAUCUCAGUGGAGCAAGCACAAGUGGCCCAGCGGGAGGCAGUUCAACGGAAUACCCCGGAUUUGGCGCUACCUCGCUCACUUUUGCCCAACAUGCUGCCCAGAAAGAUAAAUCCCAUAACUGGAGGGAUGGCAGCAAGCUGCGAGAUGCACAAUUGCUUUAACCACUCGCGCUGCAGUCUCACCUCCGGGUUUCCCGUCUAUCUCUACGAUCCAGAUGAACACAGCGUGCAGAGGAAAGGGUACGAUAUCGAUGGUUUCCUGAAAACCACACUGAAACAGACUUUGGGGUACAAUGCCCAUAUUGUUAAGGAUCCCAAGCAGGCCUGCAUUUAUCUGGUGCUGGUGGGAGAGGCUCUGCUCGAGCAGGAUCUCCUGCGAAACAAUCGCUAUGCGGCUCAGGAAGCAGAGCAUCAACAGCCCUCCACACCCAGUCAUGCCAAUGAGUGCCCAGUGGACAUGCAUCAGCUUUAUAGCCUGCCAUAUUGGGGCGGCGACGGACGCAACCAUGUGCUGCUCAACUUGGCACGCAGAGAUCUCACCUCGUAUCGCACGAAUCCCCUGCACAAGCAGAACACCAUGCGAGCCAUCGUGGUGCAGAGUGCGUUUGAACGGGAUCAAUUCCGUCCCGGUUACGACCUGAUUGUGCCGCCCAUUUUAGGUCCUCCUGGGGGAGAUGUGUGGCAGGAGUGCGCUGAAAUGGUGCCGGCCAGAAGGAAGUACCUACUCACCUACCAAGGAGAACUGCGGCCCAAACAAAGUAGUCUGACUCCCCUGGAUGCAUUUAUUCUCGAACACCUGGCGGAUAUGGCCAAAGGAGCUACGCAGGAUCAGUUCGUUCUUCAGUUCCAGUGCAUCCCAGCUACGGAGCAGCAGGAGGGAGACUCCCUGCCGGAUUGGACGCUAUGUGGCUCAGAUUCCUCGCGCCGUCAGUUGCUCAAGGACUCCACCUUUUCAUUGAUUCUACCUCCUUUGAAUGGGAGAGUCUCCUCCACUUUAAUGCUGGCUAGAAUUUACGAGGCACUCCGUUCGGGAGCAGUUCCUGUAAUCCUUGGUGCUGAUGAAUUGCGAUUGCCUUACGCCGAGACUCUUGAUUGGAGGAGAGCGGCUCUUCUGCUGCCAAAAGCGAGGAUCACUGAACUGCAUUUUCUCCUAAGGGCCGUUCAGGAUGCGGAUUUACUGCUGUUGCGCCGCCAGGGACGUCUGAUUUGGGAGCGAUACUUGAGCUCCGUGCAGGCCACCGUGGAUACGGUGAUUGCAAGUCUGAGGGAUCGCCUGGGGAUCCCACCAAGACCAGUGCCAUCAGUCAUAGCGCAGAGUGUUUUCAACAGCACCUUUAUACCCCUGAAAUCCGAUCCCCUUGGUUUGGAUACGGAACCAGAGGAGUCCUUGGGCCCCAUUGAACCACCAUAUCCAAGUCCCGCUUUCCGACGGAACUACACAAUACUGCGGAUGCAGGCUAAGGAAGCCUGGAACGAUUGGUUGGAUCCGUUUUACCUCUACCCGCAGUUGCCUUUUGAUCCUGCGCUGCCUUCGGAAGCGAAGUUCAUGGGAUCGCACACUGGCUUCCGGCCGAUAGGCAAAGGACUCGGAGGAGCGGGCAAGGAAUUCGGAGAGUCGCUGGGUGGAAAUUACCCACGAGAGCAGUUCACCAUCGUGAUGUUGACCUACGAAAGAGAGCAGGUAUUGAUGGAUUCACUGGGCAGACUGUAUGGAUUGCCUUACCUGCACAAAGUGGUGGUGGUGUGGAAUUCACCCAAACCGCCACUUGACGACCUACGCUGGCCGGAUAUUGGUGUUCCGGUGGCCGUGCUCCGGGCUCCCAGGAAUUCGCUAAACAACCGAUUCUUGCCCUUCGAUGUUAUUGAAACGGAGGCUGUGCUUUCGGUUGACGAUGAUGCCCAUUUACGUCAUGAUGAGAUCCUAUUUGGAUUCCGCGUGUGGCGAGAACAUCGAGAUAGAGUUGUUGGCUUUCCAGGACGCUACCACGCAUGGGAUUUGGGCAAUCCCAAUGGCCAGUGGCACUACAACUCCAACUACAGCUGCGAACUUAGCAUGGUUUUAACGGGAGCAGCGUUCGUGCACAAGUACUAUCUCUAUUUGUACUCCUAUCACCUGCCUCAAGCGAUCAGGGAUAAAGUGGAUGAGUACAUGAAUUGCGAGGACAUUGCCAUGAACUUCCUCGUGUCCCACAUAACGAGAAAACCUCCGGUGAAAGUGACCUCCAGGUGGACAUUCCGCUGCCCGGGCUGCCCGGUUUCUCUCAGCGAAGACGACACCCACUUCCAGGAGCGGCACAAGUGCAUCAACUUCUUCAGCCGGGUGUUCGGCUAUACGCCCCUGCUGAACACCCAGUUCCGGGCGGACUCCAUCCUCUUCAAGACUCGUAUCCCGCACGACAAGCAGAAGUGCUUCAAGUACAUCUAGUCGUAAAACUGAACCCCAAAAACCCCAAUUCCGACAACGGCGGCCACUUCACUUACAACAACGAAGUGAUCACCAGCUGAAUGACUCUUAGACGUAAGUACUACUUAUAAGGCUUGUUCGGGUCUUCACAUAUUCAAUUUAGAAUUUAGUAGGAAGGUCUAAAAAGUAUGAAAUGGCAGACCCUUUUCAAUUCUAAAGGAUUAAAUAAGGUUUAUAAAAAAUCCUUUCCUUUUUUUUAUAAAUGUUAAGUGUCUGUAAAAGAUCUAUGUUUUUAUUUUAUAAUGUUAACCAAAGAAGUGCAAUACGAAACAGCCGACUUAUUUUGUCUUAGAAAAAUGCAAUAACAUUUUCGGCAUUAUUUAAAUGAAUUUCUAGGUAGAAAAUUACCAUCACAAAAAGUGAUUACAAAUCGAACAAAACUUUUAGUCUGUGAAAACCUGAACAAGCCCUUAUGUAUAUACUCUGUUUUGACCUAAGUGUAGUCGCUGAUAAGCCAGUGGAGAUUAUACAGCUCGCUUUAGUUUGAAUCAUUAUUUUGCUUUGCUUAAUAUGGCUUUCACCCGAUCGAAAUCUUGGAAAGUAGAAUUAGGAAACAAGCUGCAUAUCUUGAUUAAAUACCAAAACGAAUUCAGAGACUUUUCUUGCUUAACUAGCAUAAGUUAUCUACCGAUUUUGACUUUGUAUAUAGUGCUUAAUAAACGAAACUAUAUCGCUAAGUGA
Drosophila ficusphila is the source of this 3713-nucleotide messenger RNA. RefSeq names its product exostosin-3 (gene botv). NCBI's taxonomy places the organism in Eukaryota, Metazoa, Arthropoda, Insecta, Diptera, Drosophilidae. Gene Ontology annotation, molecular function: glycosyltransferase activity. The record is from RefSeq and is a predicted model, not a curated record. Gene Ontology annotation, cellular component: membrane.